This is a messenger RNA of Suillus bovinus, 1374 nucleotides long. Its product is annotated as stretch-activated cation channel Mid1. Lineage: Eukaryota; Fungi; Basidiomycota; Agaricomycetes; Boletales; Suillaceae. Gene Ontology annotation, biological process: calcium ion import across plasma membrane. The transcript has 3 exons. Gene Ontology annotation, molecular function: calcium channel activity. The record is from RefSeq and is a predicted model, not a curated record. Bases 1 to 1374 code for a protein of 457 amino acids.
AUGCGCACACUUUCACGGUCUCUUUGGUAUCUUAUACACGCAGCACUCGCUCAAGUUAGUAGUGCACAAGAGUCACUCACUCUCAAUACUCUGUAUUCUUUUUCCGGAGCUUCUCUGUCUAGUGAUCCUACAUUUUAUCUUCCACAGGCUCAGCAGCUGACGGUGUCCGUCGCCAUUUGCUCCACCGGAACGACAUCUCCAACAUUUUUGGUGAACAACAACACAGCGUCUACCACCGAUGUUUUUGAAAUCCAAUUAUAUAGCGGAUUCGGGAACUGGACUGGCACCACGCAGCAGGGUGGAUCAUUAGUCGUACAAAAUGUCGGUCAGACCUCAUUUCAAGUUGUCGCAUCGACGGGAGCUCUUGUGCACGAAAUAAUUCCUGCACUCCCUUUCCUGGGAGAUACUACCAAUACGCAGGUGCUGAUAUUUUCGCCUCCGAUCUCACCCAUUGAAUCCUCGCCGUCCACGUAUCCCAACUAUACACUUCCACCUGCAAACCUCUCAAACCCUUCACCGCCAUCAUCGCCUCCUGCAUUAUCUCUCGUCAUCGCGCCCACUUCCUCCGGUAUUGCAUCUGGCAUGCAGACAGCAUGUAGCAUCAACUCUACUUCCUCCUCAGGUUUGGUAGUAAGCAACGAUCUCUGGCUGCGCAAUAACGACGGGUGGAGGUCUCAAUGGCUUAUUGAUGACUUGACACCGAGCACGAACUACACCGCAUAUGUUAUCCAGGACCAGGUAAAAUUGAGCGGACCAAUAUAUUUCACUACCAAAUCUCCAUCAUUCCCCUGCCCCCUCGUGCACUCCCUUCCAUUUUGUCCAUCUACAUCAUACGCUGUUCCUCUUCCCUUCCCCCAAUCCCCCGCAUCAUCUUACGACUCUUCAAAUCUCCCACAGAGCGUAUCAGACCCCCUUCUUCAGUAUAUGACCAACUUCACGACCAUGCUUCUCACAUUUGCAUGCGGGCGCGACCUAUACUCCCCUUUGCAGACCUGUGAAAGCUGUCAGGAAGCAUAUCGCGCUUGGUUAUGUUCCGUAUCCUUCCCCCGAUGCGCCGAGCCCCCAUCAAGUUCUUCCUCGCCAUCGUCCCCAGUGCCAGCAUUGACUACGCCUCAGAGCGGUUCGAACGCACGCAACCCUUUCCUGCCCAAUGUUUCAUAUUCAUACCAGACGGUCUUGCCUUGUCUGGAAGUUUGCAGUGCUGCUGAUCGCGCAUGUCCAUAUUUCCUGGGGAUGAAAUGUCCGACUGCACGGUUUAAUGCAGCAACAAGCUACGGUGUCGGAUUUAUCGACGGGACACAGGGUGUGCUUGGAGGUGGAAGCACAGGUACAGCUCAAGAUCGUUGGGGAAACGUUUGGUGUAAUCCUAGUUGA